UCGGUUCGUUGUAACCGCCUUGUUCAAUGGCCGAACCUGAUGGCUGACGCCUAACCCUGCCUCCUCUCUCCGCCCCCCGCCGCCGCCGCCGCCGCUUUCUUCCAAUCCUCCGCUCUCCUCGUUCGCCCCCGCGGCGGCCGCGCCCAAGCGCCGACGGAAGGACCAAUACGCUACGCUGAGCGUCUGCCGCGACGCCACCCUCCCGCGCAACGCAAGGAUUCGGGGGACCCGCAGAGCCUUUUGCAUCUCGGCAUUGCCAUAAUACCCGACUCCUAAUAAUCAGGCGAGGCGCGGACGGCGACUCUGGGUUACCCGCCGGCCGCCUGAUCUACUCUGUCAACGGCCACACUCACCUCCGCGGCUCCGUCCUGGUACAGCUCGCUACCCGUGCGGUCGUCUCUCAGGUCGCUGCCCCAUUACAGCCGGUGGCUAGGGGAGUACCGCGGAUAUGUCGGUCUUAAUCGUCACCAGCGUGGGCGAUCUCGUGGUGGAUCUCCACACCGAUCAGUGCCCCCGCACCACCUACAACUUCCUCAAGCUCUGCAAGAUGAGGUACUACAACGGGUGCCUGUUCCACAAGGUGGCCAAGGAUUUCGUGGCGCAGACCGGGGACCCGACCGGGACCGGCACCGGCGGCGAUUCCAUGUACAAGUUCCUCCACGGUGACCAGGCUCGGUUUUUCGACGACGAGAUCCAUCCGGAACUGAGGCACUCAAAGAUUGGCACCGUUGCCAUGGCGAGCGCCGGCAAAAACCGCAACGCCUCGCAGUUCUACAUCACGCUGCGGGACGACGUGGAAUACCUCCAUGAUAAGCACACCGUGUUUGGGAUAGUUGCUGAAGGUGAAGGCCUUGACACACUGACGAAGAUAAACGAAUCAUAUGUUGAUGGUGAAGGGAGACCUUUCAAGGACAUAAGGAUUAAACAUACUUAUGUGUUGUAUGACCCUGACGAUGAUCCUGCCCAGCUUGCUGAACUUGUUCCUCCAAAUUCUCCCAUUGGAAAGCCGAUCGACGAGAUUGCAGAGGAGCGCUUAGAGGAUACCUGGGUCCCUCUCGAUGAAACAGUGGACCCUGUGCAGCUUGAGGAGAUGAUCCGCUCUAAAGAAGCACAUACAAAUGCCGUGAUCCUUGCGAGUAUUGGAGACAUUCCAGACGCCAAGGUCAAGCCACCAGACAAUGUCUUGUUUGUUUGUCAACUCAACCCAGUGACACAGGAUGAGGAUCUGUAUACGAUCUUUUCUCGAACCGUGACAUCAGCUGAAACAAUCUGUGACUACAAGACUGGUGACAGCCUGUGUUAUGCUUUCAUUGAGUUCGAGGCAAAGGAAGCCUGCGAGCGUGCACACAGAGAUAUGCAAAAUUGUCUGAUUGAUGCUCGGAGGAUUCAUGUUGAUUUUAGUCAGAGCGUUUCAAAGCUGUGGCGUCAGUUCAGACAGGGCACGCGGAAUGCAAAUAAAGAUGGGUGCUUCAAGCGUCAUGCCCCUGAUUACCGAGCCCGAGAUCUGGAUAAGGGUGCUGAGAAGAAAAACAAGAACCGAGAUUAUGUUCUGAGAGAUGAAAACACUCAGCGAGGUGGCAGUAACCGUCGAAGUUAUGAUUUAGUCUUUGAUGAGGACGGUGCUAGUGCUGAUAAUAGGCAAGAUUGUCGAAAUGCUGAUAGAAGAAAGAUCCAGAAAUUGGAUGAUUGGAGGUCAGAGGCAUCACACAAGCGUGAUCGUGAUAGGACCAACAGGGAUAGGAACAACAGGGAGAAACUCCAUAUUAGUGAGGAAGGGGGUCGGAGGCACGAUGGCCACAUCAGUUACCAUGGAUCUAGUGAUCGAAGCUAUAGUAGACGCAACAAUAGUGACUAUGGCAAGCACCAGAGCAAGAGCAGGCGUAGGGAUGAUUAAAUAUGAACGAAGAAGAUCAGGAGCUUUUUUUGUUCUUGUUGUGCAUGAACAAGAUCAGAAGUUGAUCGUUAGGACAUGGAUAAUGUAAGAAGAUGACCAUAGAAGAUAUAUUGGGCGAUCUCCACAGGAGAAGCAGCAGAGUCGAUACUGUGAGAGGCAGAGAAGUGGAGACUGUGGACACCGUGAGACGCAGAUGCACGGGGCUGUAUCCCCGUCAGUUUUCCUUAUCUGAUUUCUGGUGUACAUUGAGUUUGUGGUGUCGCCUGUGAUCCAAAAAAUUGACACAUAUAGGAGUAGCUUAUAAUCGUUUGGUGAUCUGACCAUGGCUGAAUAUUUUGUUUUGAAGACUCGUAUCAGCCUUUGUUCAGUGCCUGCCUU
This is a messenger RNA of Triticum aestivum (bread wheat), 2272 nucleotides long. Its product is annotated as peptidyl-prolyl cis-trans isomerase CYP59. The transcript is spliced from 2 exons. Gene Ontology annotation, cellular component: nucleus. NCBI's taxonomy places the organism in Eukaryota, Viridiplantae, Streptophyta, Magnoliopsida, Poales, Poaceae. Bases 449 to 1894 code for a protein of 481 amino acids. Gene Ontology annotation, biological process: protein peptidyl-prolyl isomerization. Gene Ontology annotation, molecular function: RNA binding; peptidyl-prolyl cis-trans isomerase activity. The record is from RefSeq and is a predicted model, not a curated record.